GCCACCUGUCAGUGUCCAUCAGUGUCAGCUGUCAGUGCUCAUCCAUGCCACCUGUCAGUGCUCAUCAGUGCCACAUCAAUGCCACAUAUCAGUGCCUACCAGUGCACAUCAAUGCCACAUAUCAGUGCCCAUCUGAGCUGCCUUUCCGUGUCACCUAUCAGUGACAGUCAGUGCCACCUAUCAAUGCUAAUCAGUGCUGCCAAUCAGUGCCAUGCCCAUCAGUGAUUCCUGUCAAUGCCCAUCAGUGCCACCUAUCAGUGUUCAUCAGUGCAGCCUCAUUAGAGCACAUCAGUGAAGGAGAAAAAUCACUUAUUUACAAAAUGUUACAA
Molecule: messenger RNA, 329 nt
Organism: Staurois parvus
Lineage: Eukaryota; Metazoa; Chordata; Amphibia; Anura; Ranidae
Source: the annotation of a GenBank genome assembly